This is a messenger RNA of Oenanthe melanoleuca, 4774 nucleotides long. RefSeq names its product epidermal growth factor receptor pathway substrate 8 (gene EPS8). Lineage: Eukaryota; Metazoa; Chordata; Aves; Passeriformes; Muscicapidae. Gene Ontology annotation, biological process: positive regulation of ruffle assembly; Rho protein signal transduction; regulation of Rho protein signal transduction. Gene Ontology annotation, molecular function: actin binding. Gene Ontology annotation, cellular component: vesicle; plasma membrane; ruffle membrane. The coding region runs from base 980 to 3463 and encodes 827 amino acids. The transcript has 23 exons. The record is from RefSeq and is a predicted model, not a curated record.
GUUUACUGCUGCCAAGGACUGGAGCCGUCCCCAGCCUUUUCUAGAAGAGAAUCUCUCGUAUUUCUUUCUACCUCUCAUGGGGGUUAAGGUGAACUCCGAAGCGAUUGUGGAGUGAGGCCCCACCUCUCCCAGCCUGAGCUGCAGGCUCGGGUUACUCUCUCCUGCCUGGUUCUCAGGAGCCCACAGUGAGCUUCACGCCUGCCUGCUGCUCCUGCCUGCGGCCAGAACCUGCCCAGAGCCUGGCAAAAUACCCGGCAAAAUACCCGGCAAAAUAACCUUUGCAGAAUUUAAACCUUAUUGCGGGAAGAUUCGCUGGCAAACACCCGGUCAAGGAUGGAAUAGCACCACUUGAGACUCGGCAACCAAACUGCUGCAAACAGCUGAGCGAUAUCAUCCUGUUAAUUUUAUUUUUUUAUUAUUACUUUAUUUUAUAUUUUUUUCCCAAAAUCGGGAAGAUCCGUGUCCUCCUGGUGAAGCCGUCAGGGGCAGGACUCUGGCAGGGAUGGCUCUGACUUCACCUGCUUCUGCGAAUGAGUCACGGAGUGUUAUAAAAAGCAAGGACCUGCCAAGUCUCGUUUCUUGGAACUGAGUGGAAAUUUCAGCGAGCAGCUGCUCUUUCGUUAGUUUAUACUUUUCCUCCGCAGGUUUCUUGGAGAGGGAAUCACAGAAAGUCUGUAGCACAGAGGACCUGUUGCUCCGUGUGGAUAACCGCGGCUCGGUGGAAAUAGCUGCGUGCUCCAGAUAUGAUUCUGAUCUUCCUGAGGGAUCUUGGUCAAGCCUGGAAGGAGCCUCGGGAAGGUAAUUAAGCAGUGAUUUGUCCUGUUGGGCAGCUGCCUUCUGAGUGCCUCUGGAGAGAUGCCAGCCAGCUGAACUAAGCAGGAGCAGGGACAGCAUCUACCAGGGCUGAAGUUUUCAUCCCAGGCACGUGACAUUUGCACAAGUGAUCUCUGGUGCUUUCCCCCAGGGAGUGACUGUGAGGAUGAAUGGACACAUAUCAAACACCCCUCCCGGUGGAUAUGGAAAUUACUUCCCUCAAAUGAAUGGCUAUGGCUCCCCAACGUUUGCUCAGGGAGAGAGGGAGCAGAAUUCAAGAACAAGUGCAAAAGCUCUCUACGAACAAAGAAAGAAUUAUGCACGAGACAGUGUCAGCAGCAUCUCUGAGACAUCACAGUACCAUGUGGAGCACUUGACCACCUUUGUUCUGGACCGAAAAGAGGCAAUGAUUACAGUGGAUGAUGGGAUAAGGAAGCUGAAAUUGUUGGAUGCCAAAGGCAAAGUGUGGACUCAAGACAUGAUUCUCCAAGUGGAUGACAAAGCUGUCAGUUUGGUGGACUUGGAAUCAAAGAAUGAACUGGAGAAUUUUCCUUUAAGCACAAUUCAGCAUUGCCAAGCUGUGAUGAAUGCAUGCAACUACAAUUCAAUUCUUGCAUUAAUAUGUAAAGAACCAACCCAAAACAAGCCUGAUUUGCAUCUUUUCCAGUGUGAUGAAGUUAAGGCUACCCUUAUUCAUGAAGAUAUUGAAAGUGCAAUCAGUGACAGUAAAAGUGGGAAACAAAAGAAGAGGCUUGAAACACUGAGGAUGAUCUCCAGGGCUGACAGUGCCAUCCCUCCUCCCCCCCGGGCUCCUGCCCCGGUGCCCCCCGGGACCCUGGCGCAGGUGGACGUGCGGAGCCGCGUGGCGGCCUGGUCGGCGUGGGCGUCGGAGCAGGGAGACUAUGAAAAGCACAGACAAUACCCUGAGCAGGAGGAAACAGCAGAGAUGAUAGCAGCCAGGAUUGACAGAGAUGUUCAAAUUCUGAACCAUAUUUUGGAUGACAUAGAGUAUUUUGUUACCAAACUGCAAAAAGCUGCUGAAGCAUUUGCUGAACUGUCAAAGAGGAAGAAAACUAAAAAAAGUAAAAAGAAAGGACCUGGAGAGGGUGUUCUCACUCUCCGUGCAAAGCCACCACCUCCAGAUGAAUUUGUUGACUGCUUCCAAAAAUUCAAGCAUGGCUUCAAUCUCCUGGCCAAGUUGAAGUUCCAUAUCCAAAAUCCCAGUGCAGCUGAUCUGGUUCAUUUUCUCUUCACCCCACUACAUAUGGUGGUGCAGACAACAGGAGGCCCAGAGCUUGCCAGCACAGUGCUCAGCCCCCUCCUGACCAAGGACACCAUAGACUUCCUGAGAUACACCAUCACCAGCGAGGAGGGGCAGCUCUGGAUGUCCCUGGGGGACUCAUGGACCAAAGCCAGAGCUGAGUGGCCAAAAGACCAUUUCAUCCCCCCCUACGUGCCCCGAUUCCGGAACGGCUGGGAGCCCCCCCUGCUGAAUUUCAUGGGAGCUCCCAAGGAGCAGGAGCUCAACCAUUUGGCUGAGUCUGUGGCCAACGUGGCAGAGCAGCAGAGGAAGCAGGAGAUGAAGAGACUGUCAAGUGAGCCUCCCGGCGUUCCCGACUACCCCCCGGCGGAUGGGUAUGCAUUCAGUAACACGGUGUACAAGAGAGGGCCUCUGCUGGACCAGGGGGCAGCUGUGGCUGCCUUUAAGCAAACUGUUAGCCGACAUGUAGAUAGAAACUAUGAAGCACACAAUAAAACACAGGGCAAGAAAUAUGCCAAAUGCAAGUAUGAAUUCGUGGCAAGGAACAACAGUGAGCUUUCUGUCAUGAAAGAAGAGAUUGUGGAGAUUCUGGAUGACAGAAAGCAGUGGUGGAAAGUUCAGAACAAAAGUGGCAGCACAGGCUUUGUGCCAAACAACAUUUUGGACCCUGUGAGGAGCACAGAAGGCAGCCAGGGAUGGCCAGAGCCUGCCUACACCCGCACCAUCCAGAAGCAGCGGACGGAACACGCGCCGAAGCCGCCGGAGCCCGUUCCCGGCACGCCCUCGCCGCCCCCCGUGCCCGUGGCCGUGCCCGUGGCCGUGCCCCUGCCCCCCUGUGCCCCUGCCCCCAUCCCUGUGCCCGUGCCCAAGGCGCCGGCCGCCGUCAGCCGCCAGAGCAGCUCCUCCAGCGACAGCGGCGGCACCGCCCGCGACUCCCAGCGGCACAAGCAGCUCCCCGUGGAUCGCAGGAAAUCCCAGAUGGAGGAGGUGCAGGAUGAGCUGGUGCACAGGCUCACCAUCGGCCGGAGCGCUGCCCAGAGGAAAUUCCACGUGCCACGGCCCAACAUCCCCGUGGUGAACAUCACCUACGACUCCUCUCCUGAGGAUGUCAAAGCCUGGCUGCAGUCCAAAGGAUUCAACCCUGUGACUGUGAACAGCCUCGGUGUGCUGACAGGGGCUCAGCUUUUCUCCCUCAAUAAAGAGGAGCUCAGGACUGUUUGCCCAGAAGGCUCAAGAGUCUACAUCCAAAUCACGGUACAGAAAUCUGCCUUGGAGGCUAGCAGUGGUAGUUCAGAACUGCAAGAAAUUAUGAGAAGGCGGCAAGAAAAAAUCAGUGCAGCUGCCACAGAUUCAGGUGUGGAGUCCUUUGAUGAAGGAAGCAGCCACUAAAUGUGUUUUCUCUUUUCUUUAAUUCCAUUGUCCAUAGCAUUAAACCAUCCAGCUUUGCUUUAGGAAGCAGUGAGGGGGAAUGUCUUAUUGUAUUGUAAACCUAACUAGCCAAUAUAAAGAAAAUUGACUGUAGUACCCACAGAAGUACCAGCUGCUGGCUCCUCACCAUGAAAAAUGAGCAGAUGAGAAAUGCAGUGGAGAUUGCUGGCAGGUGAAAAUAUUGGUACAUGACUCAUCUGCACCCAGGGAUGAGUCUUGGCUUUAUGGAAUUAACGUGAUGGAUAAAUUGGACACGUCCUUGUUGGGGAUUCAUCUGAGGGAAGCUGAGCCAGCAAUAAAAAAAACACUUGAACCCUUCAGUAAAAAUAAGAUUCUGAAUCCCAUCUCCUGCUGUAGUGUGCAGUUAUGUCUUUUUUGGCUCAGUCCUUCUUGUCAGGCAUUUGGCUGCAGGAUGUUUACUUAAGUUGUCCAGCAAAUGUAGAGGAAAUGUUUAGGGGAUGAAGAGCAGCUCAACACAGACUGAAUCUUUCCUGCAUCACCCCCGAGAUGUUUUAUUACUAAUGAUGCUGUUUAUAGCAAAAUAAUAUUCUGUACAUUGAUUUUAUCCAUAUUUCACCUGUGAUGAACUAUAAUAUUGCACAAGAAGGAGUAACUAGAAAAUAGUAACACAGCCCAGCUCAAAGUGGUGAUGAGAUCUGCUGUAGCCAUGCAACAACUCACAGUCCAUUUUUUAAAAAUAUAAUUGCAUUUUUUUGUCUGUAACUUAACCCAUCAAAAAGAACAGUGUAUAACCUUGAUUUCUCUGUGUGUUGAUCCCAGAUAUCAGUUUUUCCUCAUGCAAAAAGCCUUUGUAAUUUCCUUUAUAAAUGUAAUCUUUAGGAGAAGUGGAUUCCUGAAGGCAAAACAGGGGAAAACAGAAAAGAGAAACAUCCCUUCCAGAAAAAUGUUAUUUUUGGAGAUGCAACGAUUUUUGUCACAAAAUGUUCUGUUUCACAUGGUCAUGUGAUUUUAUAUAUAAUAUAUGUAUUAUAUAUAAUAUAUAAUAUCACUUAAUUUAGAUAAAUUUAAUCAUCUAGUUUGAUUAAGUUUCAUAGUGCCUUUAUCACAUGAAUCAGCUUAAAGUCUGCAAUAAACAGUAUUUCUUGUCUGUUAAAUUGUUGUAUCUUUGUGGCUACAAAGACAGUAUUGAAAAAAGAAAGUAACCUUGAUUUUUGCCAUUAGUUUGCUUUUCCUCUGCAUACAAGGGAAAAAAAGAAUCUAUUCAUUUUUCACAAAUGAAAAAUUAAAAUCUUAAUAAAGGUGUUAGUGCCA